Molecule: messenger RNA, 3803 nt
Organism: Manduca sexta (tobacco hornworm)
Lineage: Eukaryota; Metazoa; Arthropoda; Insecta; Lepidoptera; Sphingidae
Gene: Tlk
Product: serine/threonine-protein kinase tousled-like 2
Exons: 16
Coding region: 433-2871 (812 amino acids)
Biological process (GO): peptidyl-serine phosphorylation; intracellular signal transduction; chromosome segregation
Cellular component (GO): nucleus
Molecular function (GO): ATP binding; protein serine/threonine kinase activity
Source: RefSeq, a predicted model, not a curated record
AUCCGCGUCUCGCUCGCACCGACCGCGUCGCGUCGCGCCUCUGAGGUGCACUCGCUGUUCCUAUUAUUUUCGUGACGGGUAUUGCGCCGAAGCCGAUUCCCGCAUCCUCGCCCCCGAGACGCGAGGUCCGGUCCCGCGGCGGAGGCGGCGGCGACGGCCGUUCGCAUCGCGCGCCAGUCCGCACCCGAGACCGACUGUCGCAUUAGUCCGAGCCUACAGAACGGUCGGUGCCUCUCGACGAUUUGUUGAAAUUGAAAAUGCGGCACGUUCGUAGCGCGUAUCACGGUGGGUGACAGGCGGCGGGCGGCGCGCUCCGCGGUGCGGUUUGGAAAUUCGUCAGAACCGUGACGUGUCAGUGACAGUGAGCGGAUUGUAUCGUAGCGUGCCGAUGAUACACGUGAAUGUGGAUGGAGUGCGGAGCGACUGUGGAAGAUGCAUUUCAAAGAGUCGUUCGCGAUGAGCGAUCGACCGAACGAACGCGGUCGCCGCAACUCUCGUUGCAAGGGUGCUGGCGUCAAGAUGGAGCACUUCCAGGCGGCGCUGGAUCCUCGCAAACAGGAGCUACUGGAAGCGCGCUUCUUAGGCGCCAAGGUCAGCGCAAGGGAGAUACUAGUAGAAACUCGGCGGACGCCAGAAUACAAGACGAUGUCAGCUGGGUCACAAAUUCAGAUGGCACCACAAACCACUGUCAACACGGGGCAACCACUUUACAAUCAGGACUCCAAUAUGAGCACAGGGUCAUCUCAUAGUGAUAAAGAAGUUGAUGCUUUAACUCCGGAAAAGUCUGCAGCUAUGCGAGGCUCAACUGCAGGACCGGGUGUGGGGCUGGUGCCACCCGGUGGUGCUACUCCUACUAUAGCUGUGCCUGAGAAGAAAAGGAAACGAAAAGGAGAUGAAGGUGUGGGAGGUGGUGGUGGGAAACAAAGGCACAAUCCAGACAAGAAUAUCCGGGAGUACUUCUCCAAGCAUCCCUCGUCAAGUCCUGUGAGACACACUGGCGCCAAAUCUCCUUCACCCCAGGGAGCUAAUUAUCCUAUGGUUUUUCAGUACCCACCGUCACCUUCCGCGUUGCAUACAGCAUCUCAGCAAAGACCCCACACUACUGUUAAACAGGUUCAGACAGAACUGACAUGUCAGAGGAUACAAGAGUUAGAAACUCAAGCAUCGUCUGACUUAGAACUAAGAAAUAAUAAAAUAGAGGAAUUAACGAGGACUAAUGAAGAAUUAAAGCAUCAAGUGCAAGCGCAGAGCAAGGUUAUAGAACAACAUAAGUCACACAUUAACAAAUGUAUAGAAGUGGUUAAGAAAUUGUUGAAUGAGAAAAGCACAAUUGAAAAGAAAGAAGCGAGGCAACGGUGUAUGCAGAACAGACUGAGGCUGGGACAAUUUGUGACGCAACGGGUCGGCGCCACCUUCCAGGAGAAUUGGACUGAUGGAUAUGCAUUUCAGGAACUCACAAGGCGGCAAGAGGAAAUAACGGCGGAAAAAGAGGAGAUCGACAGGCAGAAAAAAUUGUUGAUCAAAAAGCGGCCCGUCAACAGCGAGGGCGGCGGCGGGCGCGGCAAGCGCACUUCCAGCGCCGCGCCCGCCACGCCGCAGCCCUCGCCGCUGCACAACGGCACCGACGCACCCACCUUCCUCAAGCCCGACCCGCUGCCCAGCAUGACCUACCAGGAGUACUACGAGGCCGAUGAGAUUCUCAAGGGUAUUUUUUUAAAAUAUAAACAUUUAUUACAGUUAAGACAGAGUGCACUUAAAAAAGAGGAUGCAGAUUUGCAGCUAGAAAUGGAAAAGUUAGAAAGGGAAAGAAAUCUUCACAUUAGGGAACUAAAACGGAUACACAAUGAAGACCAGAGUCGGUUCUCACAGCAUCCUGUACUCUCAGAAAGGUAUCUCUUGCUGAUGCUACUCGGUAAGGGUGGUUUUAGCGAGGUCCACAAAGCGUUCGACCUUCGGGAACAACGUUACACGGCUUGCAAAGUCCACCAACUAAAUAAAGACUGGAAGGAAGAUAAGAAGGCCAACUAUAUCAAGCAUGCGUUGCGGGAGUACAAUAUCCACAAGGCGCUAGACCACCCUCGCAUAGUCAAGUUAUAUGAUGUAUUUGAAAUAGAUGGAAAUUCAUUUUGUACAGUUCUAGAAUACUGUAAUGGACAUGAUCUCGAUUUUUAUCUUAAACAGCAUAAGACUAUCCCCGAGCGUGAGGCCCGUUCGAUCGUAAUGCAAGUGGUGUCCGCGUUGAAGUACCUCAACGAGAUCAAACCGCCCGUCAUACAUUACGAUCUGAAGCCGGGCAACAUACUACUCACGGAGGGCAAUGUCUGCGGCGAGAUCAAAAUCACGGACUUUGGCCUCUCCAAGGUGAUGGACGAGGAGAACUACAAUCCGGACCAUGGCAUGGAUCUCACUAGCCAAGGGGCGGGUACUUAUUGGUAUCUGCCGCCGGAAUGUUUUGUCGUCGGUAAAAACCCACCAAAGAUAAGUAGCAAGGUGGACGUGUGGAGCGUCGGUGUGAUCUUUUACCAGUGUUUAUAUGGCAAGAAGCCUUUCGGGCACAAUCAGAGUCAAGCGACGAUACUGGAGGAGAACACCAUAUUGAAAGCGACCGAAGUACAGUUUGCUAACAAACCCACAGUCAGUAACGAGGCUAAGAGUUUUAUCCGCGCGUGCCUGGCGUACCGCAAGGAGGAGCGCAUCGACGUGUUCGGGCUGGCGCGGCACGAGUACCUGCAGCCGCCCAUGCCCAAGUCGCGCGGCGCAGGCGCGGGCGCGGGCGGCGGCGCGGGCGCAGGCGGCGCGGGGAGCGCGGGCGCGGGCGGGGGCGCGGCCGCCUUCAGCUCCAACAUGUUCGGCGCGGGGUCCAGCUCCUAGCCGCGCCUCCGCCGCCCGCGCCACCCGGCGGCGCAGUGACGGGCGCGGCGCGGCUGGCGGCGCGGCGGUGCGGCGCGGCGGACCGACGGAACCACUCGUGUGCGCGACACUUAUACUUUCAAACUUGUCGGUUGAACAUACAACUUGUAAAAUGACUAAAAUAUCAUUUACGGAAUAAAAUUGUUUAAGAUUAUGCUUACUGUUGACCGUAUUUAUUGAGCGGGUGAUAAAAUGUGAUUCUCCAUUUGUGAGUGAUGGUUUUAUCCUUUUAUCACUAGAGAGGAACCCUUGGGACUGUCCCUUGCAUAUUAUAUAAGUUAUCCCUAUUAAAAAAGUUAAAAUAUUAGUGAACGUUUUUUAUUUAUCGUCAGCAGUCGUGGAGUGUGCGUAUCAUCACAUGUGCCAUGUGAUGCCGUGUGAUUUGCUGCUCGCGUAUAGUGCGUCGAAUGAAUACAAGAUUUUAUUGUAAAGAUUGUUAAUUAAGUAAUCGUGACUAGAAUACUUCACGCAAGCCUGUAUUUGCUCUACUGUUAAGUUAUUAUACAUGUUAAGCUGGAAAUGUGAACUCUUGUCAAUCCGCAACUGUAAUCUGCUACUCUGUACUUAUUCAUAAGUUCAUCCAUCACCUCAUUACUACACAUUGUGAUUGUAUAAAACAACCCUCAUUUCCUCAGUGUUUCUUGGGAAGCUUAUAUAGUUGUGGGGUACCUAUUAUUUCCAACAAAGACUAUGAACUUUAAUAAUGUGAGCAUGUGUGUGAUUUUAACAGUGAUAAACUUCACACAAUGUAAAAAGUAAAUUGAUAGGAAACAGCUGUAUAAUGUAAGGUCAUAUCAGUUUUUUGAAUUAAUAAAGAUAAUUCGAUAGGUCACAGCUCAGCGGUGCCAAGAGGACUGACCGAAAUGUUAUGUAAAUAAAUUCGUUACGAUGUU